Messenger RNA from Anopheles merus, 6727 nucleotides. RefSeq names its product probable nuclear hormone receptor HR3. Gene Ontology annotation, molecular function: nuclear receptor activity; zinc ion binding; RNA polymerase II cis-regulatory region sequence-specific DNA binding. Lineage: Eukaryota; Metazoa; Arthropoda; Insecta; Diptera; Culicidae. The coding region runs from base 726 to 3881 and encodes 1051 amino acids. Gene Ontology annotation, biological process: regulation of transcription by RNA polymerase II. The transcript is spliced from 12 exons. The record is from RefSeq and is a predicted model, not a curated record. Gene Ontology annotation, cellular component: nucleus.
UUGUGUCAACACCCGGCGGCUUCAAAUUGAGAUGCAAAUGAGCUUUGCUGGGGCUUUACCGGCUCGCGAUUGCGGAACUGAUUUACCGAAUUGCAUAAUUUCCACAGAAAACGUACAACCCUUUUCAGUGAGUGUGUGAUGUGAAUAAAUAUUAUAAAUCGAUUAAAAAUCAACAAAAAAACAGAAGAAAAGAACGUCGUGUCAGUGCCCGGCGGAUUGAUAUAAUUAUAAAAAGUGAUUCAUAAAACGCUCUGCAUCAUAAGAGCACCUAUACCAAGAGUUGCUUGCAGCAAUCAACAGUUUCGUGCGUCGCAGCUCCUCUUCCAUUCAGAAUUCGUCGGCCGGGAAGUAACAAACCCGCUGCAAGGAUGACUGUCGAAUGUAUUGAGGAUUUGUAUCCCACUUAAGCCCACCCCCUGUCCAGCUGGUGCAACUGCCAGCACAGGGUAAACCCACUAACUGUGCGCAAAGUGUGGAGCGACUGUGACCGUGCGAAGACGAAUACGAUUAAAAAGUGAAGAGAGAGUAAAAAACAAAACCAAAUUAGUGCGAAACGAUUUGCUGUGGGCAAAAAAGGGCACACAGCCCCUGACCGAACCUUUCGGGUUGCGGUACGUGCGGUUGUACCGCUCCGUAAAGCAACGCCAACAAAAACCUAACCUACCUCACCAGUGUUGCACACAUCAUCAACCCACUACUCCCGAACAAACGCUAUUUGCUGGCAAAUGGAUGACGGAGAAUUUUUGGACCUGUUCAGUCAAUCCUGGAAUGGCAAAUACCACGCGGCGGCCAACCGAGCAGGCGACGAACCGGCCGGCAUCGGAGCGGCGGCGGGUGGCGGGACAGGUGCCGCCGCCGGCUACACCAACUCGGCGGCGGUGGCAGCGGCCGCCACCGCAGCCGCUACAGCCGCCGCCAUGGCCGUCGCGCCCAAGCUCACCACGCGGCUUAUGCAGCCCCAGCCCGGCUCGACGGCGGGCGGAUCGCAGGGGCUGUACGCGGGCACCAAACACUUCCUUGCGCACCUACCCCCGAACCACAAGCAGCAACCGAGCGCUGCGAGCGCCACCAGCGCGGCAGCGUCGACGGCCAGCGCUAGCCGUCACGCGGCACCGUCACCCUUCGGUGUACCCCCGGCCGGUGCCCAAACGACUGAUUUACGUGAUACAAACCUAGGGCCUUUAAGAAAUACCACUAGCAGUAGUACCAGCAGCAACACAACCAACACCAGCACCAGUGCGGCAAACAACAGCAGUGGCAGCAGCAGUGGCAGCAGUAGCAAUACCAGCAACAGUCACGCCAACGGUGCGCAGCAUCUGUUGGGCGGCGGCAGUAGCUUUGCGCGUGAGACGCGCGAAUUUCCCAAGCUGAGCCAUCGGUUGCUGCAGCCGCUAAACCACACGCUCGACCAGGGCCCGGCCCAGGGCGGGUCCGGCGGUUCCGGCCACGCGGCGAUGGUACGCCAGGAGGAACAGGACUACAACGCAUUCUGCUCAACGCUGUCGGCGGUCGCGUCGAUGGCGGCAGCCUCGCUGGCGAUGGAGGAUGAGGACCUGGCGGACAGUACGACGCCACCGCCGCAACCGUUCACCGCGGGGGGUUUGCUAGCGGCCGGGCUGGCAGGCAAUGGUACCGGCGGUGGCGGUGGCAGCGCCGGUGACGCGAAUGGUGGCAGUGUGGAAGGUGAUCUCGGCCCGAACGGGGAACUGUUGGGUUUGAACGGUCAUCAGCAUGAGAAAAAGACUCCCAAUUCAAUUAGAGCUCAAAUCGAGAUCAUACCGUGCAAGGUGUGCGGCGACAAGUCGUCCGGGGUGCAUUACGGUGUGAUCACCUGCGAGGGCUGCAAGGGCUUCUUCCGAAGGUCGCAGAGCUCCGUCGUCAACUAUCAGUGCCCGCGUAACAAGCAGUGCGUGGUGGAUCGGGUCAACCGAAAUCGAUGCCAGUACUGUCGACUGCAAAAGUGCCUAAAGCUGGGAAUGAGUCGUGACGCUGUCAAAUUCGGACGCAUGUCCAAGAAGCAACGGGAGAAGGUCGAGGACGAGGUACGGUUUCACCGGGCUCAGAUGCGCGCACAAAAUGACGCCGCCCCGGACAGCUCCGUGUUCGACACGCAGACACCUUCCAGCAGCGAUCAGUUGCAUCACGGUUACAAUGGAAACUCUUCCCACAGCUACACAUAUUCGAACGAGGUCGGCUACAGCAGCCCGUACGGCUACUCGACCUCGGUGACGCCGCAGCAAACGAUGGGCUACGACAUCUCGGCCGACUACGUGGAUAGUACAACAACUUAUGAACCAAGAAGUACGAUGAUAGACUCAGAUUUCAUAAGUGGACACAACAAGGAUGGCUCGCCGGAACAAAACCGAGCGAUCACGCUCAACGAUAUCCGGUUGGCGCGCGUACAGCAAACGACCGCCACCACGACGACCGGUGUCGGACAGGGCGGUAGUGAUGUGAUCGCCGACGGUGUCAAUGAUGGUGGUGGUGGUGGUGGUCCCCGAGGUUUGACACCCCAGCAGCAACAGCAACAGCAGCAACAGCAAGCGCAUCAACCGGCACAAACGGCCACGCAUACGCUCCCACCACAGCAACAGCCGCAGCCGGCUGCGGCACUGGCAAACCAUCAAACCACCGGCAACGGCAACACCACUACCAGCAAUAGUACAAUUAUCACCAUCAAGCAGGAGCAGCUUACCAACGUUGAUAGCCUUGUUGGUAGCUUUGUCGAUUCAACAACCUUCUUGCCAUCGCCACCGGCCAGCCAACAGCAGCAGCAGCAGCAGCAGCAGCAACAUCCACACCAUCAGCACCAACAGCUGGGCAGUGCGGCACAGAUGGUGACGUCCAAUGGGGUCGGCGGCCUGGCCGGUGUACCGACGGCGACGGCCGUGGUGGCAGUGGCCGCAACCACCGUCCCAACGCCCGUCACUGGAUCAGAUGUCACUGGUAGUAGCAUUAGACGGAACGACUGCUGCCAGACUGCGGUCGCACCGGGUGGCACCGGGUCGGAUGGUAUUGCGCACUCCGCACAGGCUCACCAUCACCAUCACCAGAACACGCCGGUCUCGUUCGGCGAGGAUGAUAGCUCCUGCGAUUCGCACACACGAUGGGCCGAAGGUGAUAUCAACGACGUGCUGAUAAAGACCCUUGCAGAAGCGCACGCAAACACCAACCACAAGCUAGAGAUAGUGCACGAAAUGUUCAGAAAACCACAGGAUGUUUCCCGCUUACUCUACUACAAGAACAUGACCCAGGAGGAGCUAUGGUUGGACUGUGCGGAGAAGCUAACGGCCAUGAUCCAGCAGAUUAUUGAGUUCGCCAAGCUGAUACCGGGCUUCAUGCGGUUAAGUCAAGACGAUCAGAUUUUACUCCUCAAAACGGGCUCGUUCGAGCUGGCAAUCGUGCGCAUGUCUCGACUGAUGGAUCUCUCAACCAACUCCGUGCUGUACGGUGACAUUAUGCUGCCGCAGGAAGCCUUCUACACGUCCGACUCGUUCGAGAUGAAGCUGGUCGCGUGCAUAUUCGAGACGGCGAAAAGUAUUACGGAGCUGAAACUGACCGAAACGGAGCUGGCGCUCUAUCAAAGUCUGGUGCUACUGUGGCCUGAACGAAAUGGCGUACGAGGAAACACGGAAAUCCAGCGGCUGUUUAAUAUGAGCAUGUCCGCGAUCCGGCAGGAGAUUGAAGCGAACCAUGCACCGCUCAAAGGCGACGUGACGGUGCUCGAUACGUUGCUCAACAAAAUCCCUACCUUCCGUGAGCUCUCGAUCAUGCACAUGGAGGCGUUACAGAAGUUCAAACAGGAUCACCCGCAGUACGUUUUCCCGGCACUCUACAAGGAACUGUUCUCGAUCGACUCGCAGCAGGACCUGAUGACAUAACAGGAUGAUCAUGGCUACCAUCAGCCGGCACAGCAGCAGCAGCAGCAGCAGCAGCAACACCAUCACCACCAUCAGCAGCAACAGCUACACCAUCAGCAGUCGUCGCAGACACAUUAUCAGCAGCAGUCGGCAAUCGGUACAAUAUCGCACGAUGCUACCCAGCCACCGCUGUCGCUGCCACCGCCGCCGUAUCAACAUUCCUCGUCGGCAUCAUCAGCCUCCUCGCUAUCGUCGUGCGAUCGCCGGGAGGACACACUCGUUGCGAGCGAGCUGGACGAAGCAAUAGGACCCGCGUCGGUAACGGAUAGCAAUACGAGCAAUGGCAACAAUACGUUCAUCAUCAUCAUCCAGAACGAUGGCGGCGUUGGCGAGGGACCCGUCUAGCGGCGUAAACUCUCAACUGAACUGCUCAAAACAACGGGUGGGACGCGGUUAGCUAGUAAGACGCGCUGGGGCUGGGGCGUGCCGAGGACGAACACGAGACGACAAAACACAGACAACACAAAACUGGCGGAACAAAGCCCAUGAAAAUUAGGACAGCAAAUAGUAAGAGCAUAAAGAUAAGGAAGGGAAAUCCACUCACAGCAAAGGCAAGAGGACGGAACGCGCGAGUGUCCAGUUUGGUGAGCCAAACACACACACACACACACACACGAGGAAUGCCUAGUUAUGCACCCUUAGCAAUUGUUGAUGUAAAUGAAUUUACAAGAUUUGUUAUAUUAUUUUAAUAACGCGUAAGUCGAUAAACACUGACGAUUAAGCAUAGGAAAGGAAUAGGGGCUAGGAGUGCGAGGUGGCAUGGCUAGGAUGUGCCGCGUGUGGGCAGACAGCACGCCCCGGAGUGGAUGUGGAGGGGGUGGGAAAGGAAAUGUAUUUUAAAUUAUUUUCCUUUCUGCUUUUUCCUUCUGCUUAUUUUUUUUACAUGGUAUAUUUGUGCCUCGAUCAUGGAUCAUAAUACUGAUCGUUUGUUUUCUAUUGUCUAUUUUUAAACAAGAUUUAUUUCUUUUAUUUUUUAACAAACACACUCACACACACACACAAACGACGCAAGUACACCCCUAUAUACAAACGAGGACUCACCCAAGCGACUGUAGACUGUGUCGUUGUCGUUCCACAAGGUGUAAGAUGUGAAGUUUAAGCACAUAGAAGGACCGUACCGAUGGAAGAAAGUUGAGGCAAGUACACAGACACACAAACACACACAUAGAUACACACACAAACAAUUUAUAAAAAAGUGCAAUGAUCAGUCGAUCAGAAGGAGCAGGCGCUGCAGUGCUCUUUAGAAUGAUUUUGCACAACGGUCACGAGGUGCAGUUUUGGAAUAGGCUUAAGGUGCGUUUUGUGGCACGGUUUUUUGUUAGUUUUGUGUCUUUUGGCCGUUUUUUUUUCGGGCGGAAGGUUGUAAGCAGUUCUAUUCUCUUAUUUCUUCGUAAUCGCGGCUAACGUACAAAUAUGAUUUGUUUUACUUUUUUGUUUAAUUUGUUUUUCUUUACGGAUGGUGAAAGACGAAGCGAUUAGUAGGGCGUUAGGAAAAUUUUGGAACCCGCGCGGAAGAGUGCGUUAUUGCGCCCGCCACCGGCUCCUGUGCAACUGAAUAGUCUGAUUUCUUUAGUUAAUAUAGUCUGUCCGAAUGGAGGAUGAGAGAAACCUUUUUUUGGUAUGGAACAGAAGAAAACGCAGCGUGUGGCGUGUUUGUUAUACGCGAAGCUGUUUUUGGCCACCAAACACAAACAGAACAGAAUCUCUUCUCUUUGUUUCUCUCUUUCGUUUAGGGUUGCUUACCGUGUAUGUGUUUUACCUAUUGUUUUUUACUUUUCCGUUAUAUUUCUAACUGUCCUUUCCUUAGAGUAAGUGACUAAGUAUACCUUUCCUUCAUCCGGUGUUUGCUGGCCGAAGUAACAUUUUGAAACACUGAGUGUGAGUAUGUGUGUGUGUGUACGUGUGACGAAAUCAAGCAAACGAUGAAUAGAUUCCACGUUUUAGGGAAAAAACAACCACCAAAUUCUUAGCCCAGUAAAAUCCUUGUUGGUUCAAGAUGGACGUUCCCUUUUCGGUUCAGUAUUAGAUCGCUAACGAAAAAGGAAUCUUAUCAAAAGAAGAAACCCACUCAAACUCAAACUUCAAUCUGGUCAAAUAAUCGACCCUUUUUGGCAUCCGAAAAGAUUCGAUUGGAGACCCUUUGAAGGAUUUUUAAGCCUAUUAACUGUUGAGGAAUUGUUUGCAUAGUUUCUUUUUUGUCGUAAGCAUUUUUUCUACUGUUGUUUGGUUCGUUAUUUGCUAUUCUGUGUCAUAAUGUGUCACCAGUGUCGAUGUUUGUGUUGUUGUUGUUGUUGUUGUUGCGUGUAUCAGCAAGUAAGGAUAAUUUGCAAAAAGAACGCUUCUUGUCUUGAACCAUAGCGAGAAAAAGUAGUAGGAAAUAAAUAAAGCAGCAACAAAAUCCGACACCGACGACUGAAAGAAUGCUAGGAGAGAAAAUUCAAAAAAUCGUACUGAAGUUAUAUUGAUAAGGUAUUGUAGAACAAUUUUUCUCUUAGCUUACUCACAUAAACAAAACAAAACACACCCGUACACAUCUUCUAGCACACUUUAUGAUGCAUAUUUGAGAGCACAGCGCUGUUAGUGGGGUUUCAGUCGAGGCAAAAGGGCUGCUAUUAAAUCGUACACAUACAUCAAGCAGGCACUGAGCAGAGAAAGUAGGGGAAAAACACUAUCAGAAAAUACAGUUGUAGAAUGUACUAAACCACCAAUACAUUGCCGUUGGCUUUAUUUGUUUCGAAAUCGGCUUCAUGUUUCUGUUUGCUACUCUACUACAAAUUGUUUAACUGUUGUUUAAUUAUAAUCAGACG